Castor canadensis (American beaver) is the source of this 8086-nucleotide messenger RNA. The record is from RefSeq and is a predicted model, not a curated record. NCBI's taxonomy places the organism in Eukaryota, Metazoa, Chordata, Mammalia, Rodentia, Castoridae.
AUAAAAUUCCCCAUUCUUCCUUUACCACCAAGCUCCUGAUAACCUCUUUCCUACUUUUCGUCUCUAUGAAUUUGCCUGUUUUAGGAACCUCAUGUAUUGAAUCAUACAGUAUUUGUCCUUUUAUGUUUUGCUUCUUUAUGGCUGAUUGAUACUCCAUUGUAUAUGCAUGCAUAUAUAUAUACAUCACAUUUUAUGUAUCCAUACACAAAUAUUAAUGAACACUUAAGUUGUUUGUAACAAUAAUUUUGGGGGGUACUUGGACUGCUUGAGCCAUGGCUCCAGCCCUAUAACCAUAAUUUUAAGCCCUGCAUAGUCACCCAUUAAGUAGGUCUAUCAUAAAAUAGUAACACUGUUGUGAGUAAUGAGUGCAUACAGCAUGUUCAUAUUUUAGGCAGUUUCAUUUGGAUACAUUUAUGAGGUUAUUUUUCUAACUGUGUGCAUAAUAUAUUUAUAUUUACAUUUUCUUUUAAAGAGACUUGAUUUCGCAUCAGUUGAGCCAGAAGUGAAGCCAUUUGAAGAGAAGUUUGGAAAAAGGAUUCUUGUCAAGUGCAAUGAUUUAUCUUUCAAUUUGCAAUGUUGUGUUGCUGAAAAUGAAGAAGGACCCACUACGAAUGUAGAGCCUUUUUUUGUAACUCUGUCCCUGUUUGACAUAAAAUACAACCGAAAGAUUUCUGCUGAUUUCCAUGUGGACCUGAAUCAUUGCUCAGUACGACAGAUGCUGGCUCCCACAUCCCCAACUCUGAUGAAUGGCAAGCAGAGCCCACCUGCCCGUCAGGAUGUCCUUCAUGCAGCCAUCAUGCAGUAUCCAAAGCAGGGAAUAUUUUCAGUCACAUGUCCCCAUCCAGAUAUAUUUCUUGUGGCCAGAAUUGAAAAAGUCCUCCAGGGCAGCAUAACGCAUUGCGCUGAGCCGUAUAUGAAAAGUUCAGACUCUUCUAAGGUUGCUCAGAAGGUACUGAAAAAUGCUAAGCAGGCAUGCCAAAGGCUAGGACAGUACAGAAUGCCAUUUGCUUGGGCAGCAAGGACGCUAUUUAAGGAUACAGCUGGAAACCUUGACAAAAAUGCCAGAUUUUCUGCCGUCUACAGGCAAGACAGCAAUAAGCUCUCAAAUGAUGACAUGCUCAAGUUACUUGCAGACUUUCGGAAACCUGAGAAGAUGGCUAAGCUUCCAGUGAUUUUAGGCAAUCUAGACAUUACAAUUGAUAAUGUUUCUUCAGACUACCCUAAUUAUGUUAAUUCAUCAUAUAUUCCCAUGAAGCAAUUUGAAACCUGUCCUAAAACUCCAGUUACAUUUGAAAUAGAGGAAUUUGUGCCCUGCAUACCGAAACACACGCAGCCUUACACUGUCUACAACAAUCAUCUUUACGUGUAUCCUAAGUACUUGAAAUAUGACAGUCAGAAGUCUUUUGCCAAGGCCAGAAAUAUUGCUAUUUGCAUUGAAUUCAAAGAUUCAGAUGAGGAAGAUUCUCAGCCCCUGAAGUGCAUUUAUGGCAGACCUGGCGGCCCAGUGUUCACCAGAAGCGCCUUUGCUUCAGUUUUACACCAUCACCAAAACCCAGAAUUUUAUGAUGAGAUUAAAAUGGAAUUGCCCACCCAGCUACAUGAAAAGCACCACUUGUUGUUCACAUUCUUCCACGUCAGCUGUGAUAACUCAAGCAAGGGGAGCACGAAGAAGAAGGAUGUUAUUGAAACACAAGUUGGAUACUCCUGGCUUCCUCUCUUGAAAGACGGAAGGGUGGUGACGAACGAGCAGCACAUCCCUGUGUCAGCUAAUCUUCCAUCUGGCUACCUUGGCUACCAAGAGCUUGGCAUGGGCAGGCACUAUGGUCCAGAAAUUAAAUGGGUAGAUGGAGGCAAGCCACUGUUGAAAGUUUCAACUCAUCUAGUUUCUACAGUGUAUACUCAGGAUCAGCAUUUACAUAAUUUUUUCCAGUACUGCCAGAAAACUGAAUCUGGAGCCCAAGCCUUAGGGAAUGAACUUGUAAAAUACCUUAAGAGUCUGCAUGCAAUGGAAGGUCACGUGAUGAUUGCCUUCCUGCCCACCAUCCUAAACCAGCUGUUCCGAGUCCUCACCAGAGCCACCCAGGAGGAAGUUGCGGUUAAUGUGACUCGGGUCAUUAUUCAUGUGGUUGCCCAGUGCCAUGAGGAAGGAUUGGAGAGCCACUUGAGGUCAUAUGUUAAGUAUGCUUAUAAGGCUGAACCAUACAUUGCUUCUGAGUACAAGACAGUACAUGAAGAACUGACCAAAUCCAUGACCACCAUUCUCAAGCCUUCUGCUGAUUUCCUUACCAGCAACAAACUACUCAAGUAUUCUUGGUUUUUCUUUGAUGUGCUGAUAAAAUCCAUGGCUGAGCAUUUGAUAGAAAACUCCAAAGUUAAGGUACUGCGGAACCAGAGGUUUCCUGCAUCCUAUCAUCAUGCAGUGGAGACUGUGGUGAAUAUGCUGAUGCCACACAUCACUCAGAAGUUUCGGGAUAACCCAGAGGCAUCUAAGAAUGCCAAUCAUAGCCUUGCUGUCUUCAUCAAGAGAUGUUUCACCUUCAUGGACAGGGGCUUUGUCUUCAAACAGAUAAACAACUACAUCAGCUGCUUUGCUCCUGGAGACCCCAAGACCCUCUUUGAAUACAAGUUUGAAUUUCUCCGUGUGGUGUGCAAUCAUGAACACUAUAUUCCUUUGAACUUACCGAUGCCAUUUGGAAAAGGCAGGAUUCAAAGAUACCAAGAUCUCCAGCUUGAUUACUCGUUAACAGAUGAGUUCUGCAGGAAUCACUUCUUGGUGGGACUGUUACUGAGAGAGGUAGGCACUGCCCUCCAGGAGUUCCGGGAGGUCCGUGUGAUUGCCAUCGGUGUGCUCAAGAACCUGCUGAUGAAGCAUUCUUUUGAUGACAGAUAUGCCUCAAGGAGUCAUCAGGCAAGGAUAGCCACUCUGUACCUGCCACUGUUUGGCCUGCUUAUUGAAAAUGUUCAGCGGAUCAAUGUGAGAGAUGUGUCACCCUUCCCUGUGAACCUGGGCAGUAUUAUGAAGGAUGAACCCCUUGCCUUGUCAGCUGGGAACCAACUUGUGACGCCACAGAAGGGAAACACUCUGGACCACAGCCUGCACAAAGACCUCUUAGGAGCCAUCUCUGGCAUUGCUUCUCCAUAUACCACUUCAACACCAAACAUCAACAGUGUGAGAAAUGCUGACUCCAGAGGGUCUCUCAUAAGCACAGAUUCGGGCAAUAGCCUUCCAGAAAGGAAUAGUGAGAAGAGCAAUUCCUUGGACAAGCAUCAACAAAGUAGUGCUUUGGGAAAUUCUGUGGUUCGCUGUGACAAACUUGACCAGUCUGAGAUAAAGAGCCUACUAAUGUGUUUCCUGUACAUUUUGAAAAGUAUGUCCGACGAUGCUUUGUUUACAUAUUGGAACAAGGCUUCAACAUCUGAACUUAUGGAUUUUUUUACACUAUCUGAAGUCUGCUUGCACCAGUUCCAGUACAUGGGGAAGCGAUAUAUAGCCAGGAACCAGGAGGGGUUGGGACCCAUAGUUCAUGAUCGAAAAUCUCAGACAUUGCCUGUUUCCCGUAACAGAACAGGAAUGAUGCAUGCCAGAUUGCAGCAGCUGGGCAGCCUGGAUAACUCUAUCACUUUUAACCACAGCUAUGGCCAUUCAGAUGCAGACGUUCUUCACCAGUCCCUCCUGGAAGCCAACAUUGCUACUGAGGUUUGUCUUACGGCCCUGGACACCCUUUCCCUGUUUACACUGGCAUUCAAGAACCAGCUCUUGGCCGACCAUGGACAUAAUCCUCUCAUGAAAAAGGUUUUUGAUGUCUACCUGUGUUUUCUUCAAAAACAUCAGUCUGAAACGGCUUUAAGAAAUGUCUUCACUGCCUUAAGGUCAUUAAUUUAUAAGUUCCCCUCAACAUUCUAUGAAGGGAGAGCAGACAUGUGUGCUGCUCUGUGCUAUGAGAUUCUCAAGUGCUGUAACUCCAAGCUGAGCUCCAUCCGAACCGAGGCAUCCCAGCUGCUCUACUUUCUGAUGAGGAACAACUUCGACUACACCGGGAAGAAGUCCUUUGUCCGGACACACUUGCAAGUCAUCAUUUCCGUCAGCCAGCUGAUUGCAGACGUUGUUGGCAUUGGGGGGACCAGAUUCCAGCAGUCUUUGUCCAUCAUCAACAACUGUGCCAACAGUGACCGGCUCAUCAAGCACACCAGCUUCUCCUCUGAUGUGAAGGACUUGACCAAGAGGAUACGCACAGUCCUGAUGGCCACAGCCCAGAUGAAGGAGCAUGAAAAUGACCCAGAGAUGCUGGUGGAUCUCCAGUACAGCCUGGCUAAGUCCUAUGCUAGCACCCCUGAGCUCAGGAAGACAUGGCUUGACAGCAUGGCCAGGAUCCACGUCAAAAAUGGGGAUCUCUCAGAGGCAGCAAUGUGCUAUGUCCACGUCACAGCCUUGGUGGCAGAAUAUCUCACACGGAAAGAAGCUGAACUUGCACUCCAGCGGGAGCCACCUCUAUUUCCCUACAGCCAUAGUACCUGCCAGAGGAGGAACCGGGGAGGCAUGUUCAGACAGGGAUGCACAGCCUUCAGGGUCAUUACCCCAAACAUCGACGAGGAGGCCUCCAUGAUGGAAGACGUGGGGAUGCAGGAUGUCCACUUCAAUGAGGAUGUGCUGAUGGAGCUGCUUGAGCAGUGUGCAGAUGGACUUUGGAAGGCAGAACGCUACGAGCUGAUCGCUGACAUCUAUAAACUCAUCAUUCCCAUUUAUGAGAAGCGAAGGGAUUUUGAGAGGCUAGCCCAUUUGUAUGACACGCUGCACCGGGCCUACAGCAAAGUGACCGAGGUCAUGCACUCAGGCCGCAGGCUUCUGGGGACCUACUUCCGGGUAGCCUUCUUCGGACAGGGAUUCUUCGAAGAUGAAGAUGGAAAGGAGUAUAUUUACAAAGAACCCAAACUCACACCUCUGUCAGAAAUUUCUCAGAGACUCCUUAAACUCUACUCAGAUAAAUUUGGUUCUGAAAAUGUCAAAAUGAUACAGGAUUCUGGCAAGGUCAACCCUAAGGAUCUAGAUUCCAAAUAUGCCUACAUCCAGGUAACUCAUGUGAUCCCAUUCUUUGAUGAGAAAGAAUUGCAAGAGAGGAAGACAGAGUUUGAAAGAUCACACAACAUCCGGCGCUUCAUGUUUGAGAUGCCCUUUACCCAGACGGGGAAAAGGCAGGGCGGGGUGGAAGAGCAGUGCAAACGGCGCACCAUCCUGACAGCAAUCCACUGCUUCCCUUACGUGAAGAAGCGAAUUCCAGUUAUGUACCAGCACCACACCGACCUGAAUCCCAUUGAAGUGGCCAUUGACGAGAUGAGUAAGAAGGUAGCUGAGCUCCGGCAGCUGUGCUCCUCGGCCGAAGUGGACAUGAUCAAACUGCAGCUCAAACUCCAGGGCAGCGUAAGCGUCCAGGUCAAUGCUGGUCCACUAGCAUAUGCUCGAGCCUUCUUAGAUGACACAAACACAAAAAGAUAUCCUGACAAUAAAGUGAAGUUGCUGAAGGAAGUUUUCAGGCAAUUUGUGGAAGCUUGUGGUCAGGCCUUAGCAGUCAAUGAACGUCUGAUUAAAGAAGACCAGUUGGAGUAUCAGGAAGAAAUGAAGGCCAACUACAGGGAAAUGGCAAAGGAGCUUUCUGAAAUCAUGCAUGAGCAGAUUUGCCCCCUGGAGGAGAAGACCAGUGUUUUGCCGAAUUCCCUUCACAUCUUCAAUGCCAUUAGCGGAACUCCAACAAGCACAAUGGUUCACGGGUUGACCAGCUCGUCCUCAGUUGUGUGAAUUUGCCUCAUGGACCAAAGUGGGGACUUGCUUUGUCAUUUGUAAACUCAGGAUGAUUCCCAAAGCUAAUUACUGGGGAGACCGAGCACAGGGAGAAGCCAUGGGGAAUGGGAGAGAAGAAGGACUGUGAGAUUUCACAGCAGAUUUUCUAUAGGAGUUGAAAGAGGGGGCACAUAUUUUUUUAAGUCUCACUGGCAAUAUCCAGAGUUUUCCUUGCAUCUUAACAGAGGUAAGUGGUGGACACUGUUAAGCUGAAGUUAAAUUUUGUUCUUCAUUACAGAGUAGUAGUUAAAAAAAAAAAAUGUCCUAAAGACAAAAAAAAGUGUUCCAGAAUGUACCUAGCAGGGACAGCAGCACUGAAACUGGGGCUGGAGGACCUUCUGCCUCCAGGCUAUGCUGGAAAAUCUUGAAAAUACUAUUUUUUUCCUGUGGCACAUUCAGGUUGAAUAUAAGAACUAUUUUUGUGACUAGUUUUCGAUGACCUAAGGGAUCUGACUGUUGUAAUUUUUGUACCAGUGGAUGAGGAGAUGACUGCUUUUAUACUUAUCCCUUGCAUUUAAAACAUAGGAAAGCUUAAGGAACUAUGUGAAGCCUAAAGCUAGUCAACAGUUUAGAACCAAAGGCCUGUACUAACAAACAGUUCCGCUAAACAGUAAAGCGUAGUACAGCUAUCACUGUGUACACACUGUUUGUUAAUACAGCCUCGGCAUCGUGUACAUACAUGUAUUACAUUUCUACAUUUUUAAUACAUCUGCUUAUGCAGUCAUUAAGUUUAAUUGUGACAAAUUUGUGCUGUUCGUAUAGUACAUGCAAUACACUGACUUUACUGUUUUAUUCUUGUACAUAAAAAGUGCAAUAUGAAGAUGUAUACAGUCUUUGCUAUAUUAAGGUUUAUAAACUGUCAAAAAUGUCAUCCUUUUGCCAAAAUGGUAGAAUAUGUGAUUGAUAAAUCAUAAAAACUUUGGGGGUGGUAUACAUUAAAGCUCUUACCAUGUUAUAUUUUCUUUUAAGACAUUAAUUUAGUAAUUUUAUAUUUGGGAAAAUAAAGGUUUUUAAUUUUAUUUAACUGGAAUCACUGCCCUGCUGUAAUUAAACAUUCUGUACCACCUCUGUAUUAAAAAUAACAUUGCUGAUUUUCUGGUAAUGGACACUGGGUAUUUAUUUUUGGAUAAUCCUAUACUGAAAUACUUUGAGGUGAAAAAACAUGGUAUCUGAAAUUUUCUUUAAAAUAUUGGAGGAAAAGAAAAAAAAGAUAAACAUAAAACAAGAUUGACAAAAUAUUGGUACUUGUUGGAACUGAGGUUGGGUGCAUGGGAAUUGUAACAGCAGCUUCUCUGCUUUUGUGGAACUGUCAGUGACCCAGAUUUCAACAGGCAGGUCUAAGGGUCUUACUCCAGAGCACUUGGGUGAAUGCUUUCUUGUCCCACUGUCUGGCUCUGAAUUGUCCCAGUUAUUUCCAGGUGCCUGAAGUCACCUUGUCACUCUUAACUAUAUUAAGGCUUCAGUCUUUAUUGUCUCCCUUACUUGCUUUUGAGGUGAAUAAUCUGAGGUUAAGGUGGUUACUUAUCCCAGCAAUGAAUAGGCAGCCAUGAGUGGCACACGCGUGUAGACACACACACACACACACACACAGUGCCACACAUUGUCCCAAACACUGGACUGAGAAAUAGCGAUGGCUCAGAUCAUAGGUGCUGGUCCUGCCUCUGAUGUGCCCAGUGGUGCAGGCAAAUGAGUCAACUCAUUGUCACUCCAUGCCAUAUAGUUCCAGUGAUGGAAGGAGGAGGGUACUUUCUACAAGGAAUAAAACUGGUUUUUUCUACUUGAGUUGUAAAGACUUUUUACAUGACCUAUUAAGGCAAGGUAGCUUGUGAUGCCAUGUAUCUCUUGAGCACCAAAAGCCAAGGAUCUCAUGGUGUCUGAAACCUCUAUUUAUCAAUGGUAAGGUGAAAAGGUCUUGAAGAAAAGAUAGUGAAAGGACUUCACUGUUUCCCAGGGGCAAGGGCCCAUAUGUUAGGCCAUUCAGACUUAGAGCUUCAGAAAAGUCUCAGUGUAGGCUUGCCCAGGUCUCUGACAUCUCAGCCUAGGGUAAUAAACACUGACUCAAGCCUCAUUAGGAUAGGUUGAAAAAUCUGCCACUGAGCUGGAUUCCCUAGUCAUGUACACCUCAGUUAGGAGCCAUAAAAUUCAGGUCAUCCUGUAAUAAGAUAAGUAAAAGUCUCUAGAAGAAGAGUCCGUGAAAGAUAAGACUAAGUUUGGAAGAUGGCCAACUCUCACUCAUUACAACUCUGGAGAAAG